Molecule: messenger RNA, 5350 nt
Organism: Salvelinus sp. IW2-2015
Lineage: Eukaryota; Metazoa; Chordata; Actinopteri; Salmoniformes; Salmonidae
Source: RefSeq, a predicted model, not a curated record
UUUCAAAUACAUUCAUUCUCCGGUCCUCACGGCGCAAACCCUCAGCUGGCUGUUUUUAGCUCGCUAGCGGCAUCUGGAAUCUUUUCACUGUGUUAGCUAUCUAUGCAUUUUUAAAAUGCUGUUGUCGCUAUCAGGUCGAUGGCUAACUGGCUAGCAUAACAGCUAGCUAACGUUCAGCACUGGUUCGUCACCGACCGGCGAAAAAGGAACCGAAUAAGACUAUGGAUUAACAGUAUAACGGUACUUGAGUGCCCUGCUCAGACUAAACAAUACGAGCCAGAUAUAUCGAAAGAAGCAGAUAAUUGUUAAAGAUAUUCCGUUAAWUCAUUGGUCGUUGGCACCACAGUCGUUCCCACCAUGGUGCAGAAGUAUCAGUCACCCAUCAGGGUGUACAAGCAUCCCUUUGAGCUGGUGAUGGAGGCCUACGAGAGGCGAUUCCCCACGUGUCACCUGAUUCCCAUGUUUGUGGACAGCGAGGUGUUGGAGGAAACUGAGAGCGAGGACGGAUCCAUACACCAGGUCCAGCGCCGCUGCAAACUGGACGUGGACGCCCCUCGUCUCCUCAAACGGGCCCACCCUGAGAAUGAGGACUGGACGUGUUUCGAGCAGUCGGCCAGCCUGGACAUCAAGUCGUUCUUCGGCUUCGAGAGCACGGUGGAGAAGAUAGCCAUGAAGCAGUACGCCAGCAGUAUCAAGAAGGGUAAGGAGAUCAUAGAGUUCUACCUAAACCAGCUAGAGGAAGAGGGGAUAAGCCACGUGCCCCGCUGGACUCCCUCCCUAGAUGCUCCCUCCUCCUCCUCCUCCGUCACCACCAAACCUGUCUGUGCCACCCCGAAGCUCCUCCAGCUGGAGCUGCCUGUCACGCCCGCCGUCUCAAUCCCCGUGUCCACGGAUGCCAAUGACCGUGAGAUUGCCAAUGCCAGCAAUAAUGAUGCCACCCAAAGUGAUGCCACCAGCAACGARGCCACUAACCAACCUGACGACCACACGGAGAAUCAGACGGGCACGCCUGAGGACAAGUUGGAUGCAGACUACAUCAAGCGCUACUUGGGAGACCUGACGCCUCUGCAGGAGAGCUGUCUGAUCAGACUACGACAGUGGCUGCAGGAGAGCCACAAGGGCAAAAUCCCUAAGGACGAGCACAUCCUUCGUUUCCUGCGGGCCAGGGACUUUAACAUGGAGAAGGCCAGGGAGAUCCUGUGUCAGUCCUUAACAUGGAGGAAACAGCACCAGGUGGACUAUCUGUUAGAGACGUGGACCUCACCACAGGUCCUCAAUGACUACUACACUGGAGGGUGGCACCACCAUGAUAAAGAGGGUCGUCCUCUCUAUAUCCUGCGUCUGGGACAGAUGGACACCAAGGGGCUGGUCCGGGCCCUGGGGGAGGAGUCUCUACUCAGACACGUUCUAUCCAUAAACGAGGAGGGCCUCAGGCGCUGUGAGGAGAACACCAAAGUCUUUGGCCGACCAAUCAGUUGUUGGACGUGUCUGGUGGACCUCGAAGGGUUAAACAUGCGCCACCUGUGGCGACCGGGAGUUAAGGCCCUUCUGAGAAUCAUUGAGGUGGUGGAGGCCAACUACCCAGAGACCCUGGGACGCCUGCUCAUACUGAGGGCUCCUAGAGUCUUCCCUGUGCUCUGGACCCUGGUGAGCCCGUUCAUCGACGAGAACACCCGUAAGAAGUUCCUGAUCUACGCUGGUAAUGACUACCAGGGCCCCGGCGGCCUGCUGGACUACAUAGAUAAGGAGGUCAUCCCUGACUUCCUGGGAGGAGAGUGUAUGUGUGAAGUCCCAGAGGGAGGCCUGGUUCCCAAGUCUCUGUACCGUACCGCAGAGGAGCUGGAGAACGAAGACAUCAGCCUGUGGACAGAGACUAUCUACCAGAGUGCCAGCGUCUUCAAAGGAGCGCCCCACGAGGUGGUGCUCGAGAUCAUCGACGCCGCCUCCGUGAUCACCUGGGACUUUGACGUGUGUAAGGGCGACGUGGUCUUCCACCUCUACCACUCUAAGCGUGCCCCCCAACCCCCCCGCAAGGACCCCCUAGUGGGGCAACACAGCAGCGUCACCACCCCCGGGGGGAACAACGUCCAGCUCAUAGACAAGUCCUGGACCUUAGGCCUGGACUACAGCAUGGUGGAGUCACCACUCACCUGCAAGGAGGGGGAGAGCGUGCAGGGUUCCCACGUGACCAGGUGGCCCGGGUUCUACAUCCUGCAGUGGAGGUUCCACACCAUGCCGGGCAGCGCCUCCACCAACCUGCCCCGCGUGGACGACGUCCUCGCCUCCCUGCAGGUCUCCUCACACAAGUGCAAAGUCAUGUACUACACAGAGAUCAUUGGCUCCGAGGACUUCAGGGGCUCUAUGACCAGUUUGGAGUCGAGCCACAGUGGUUUCUCCCAGCUCAGCCACGCCAKCUCUAACCACUCCCAGUCCAGCUCCAUGAUCUCCAGGUAGAGGACUACAACUCUUGCCAAGGACUACAAUUUGUCCUCUUCUGAACUACAAGUCCCAGCUCCUCCAGCCUUCACAGUCCACACUUUCCGCCCUAACCACCUCAAACCUGUACUACUAUUAGUCAGUCACAAUGUGGAUCUGAAGCAUGCUUGCACAACAGAGGAUAAAGAAAAUGUCGGCAGUUGAGAAACUGAAAACAAAGACUUGUGAUUUUAAAGGGCUCCAUUUUUCUUGCAGCAGGCCGUGUAUAUAUCUUCCCAGCUUUCUCCUGGGCUGCUGAACAGAACGUUGGCAGAACGUUUUCUGCUUGCUGAGACMUUGGUAGGUGUGGGAAGUGUCYCACCCAUGGAGCGCAAUGCCGGAUCAAGCAAUUGUCACACUCAUUUAAGGAGCUGUGAGACUGGAUUAAAAACGGGAUGCGUCGAUACAUAUAUGCAGUAGAACACUUUACGCGCAUGCACACUUCCAAGGUGUUGGUGAUACUGGAUGCGUUGUUACAAUAGAACAUGGACACUUUCUAGGUUGAAGAAACGGGAAGCGCUGUUCCCUGCAGACAAACAUGCUCAAACAUAGGAAGACACAUACUGUACAUACUGUAUCGACACAAACCAUAAACACACCUGCAAUGACAUGCAGAAAAAUACAGUAUUUGCCAUAUCACCAGUGGGGUUUGUCUCUACCUGGUGAAUUGUUUAUAGGUCAGGAUUGGGGUAAAGCCGUAGCGAGGUAUCGUUUAGAAGCAAUAAGCAGAGUURGAAUUUUUACUAUUGACAUAAAUAGAAAUGUAAUUAUCAUAAAAAUGUGUGUAUGGAGGUUUGUCCUCAUGGGUGCUAUGUGCAAUGUAUAGGUGACCUUCCAGUUCCUGGGUGACUAGAUGGACGGACAGACAGGCACAUUUUAAUUUAGCUAAACUUUAAUUUGGAGAAAUAGCCAAAAGAAAUUGCCAGAGGUUAUUUUGGAAAUUGGAAUUCACAAAUGGAAUUUGAAUUAACACAUUUUGAAUGUGUUCGCAAAUUAAUCUACACGUCUCUUUUUGGCACGAGACACUUAACCAGUGAUUCCUUUUAAAUUCUUGAAUUUCAAUUACUCGGACUUGAAUUUGAAUGGAUUCCGCCCCAAAAUGAGUGUUUCCCGUCUCUCCCUGACUGKAGGAAUGAACCUGACCCGUAGCUAGGUGUGGUGUGCUUUUGCUAGCCAAUGGAAUGUCCCGAACUGUCAGGGUCACAGGUUGAAUAGGUCAAACUGCUAUUCUUUUUUAAAGGUGUGGAUAUAGAGGGAGGAAGUGAAUGUUUUUUUUGUGGUGAAAGCGUAAUCAUUUGCUACUGCUCCAUUCAUAGAAAUGUAUUGAUGCGUACAUGUACUUGGGUUAGUGCUGGUUGGAUUGUUAGUUUUCAGUAAGAGUGAAGUGUGUUGCUGCAUGCUCAUAUGGGGAUAUGGUUGAUUGAUGAUUUUAGUUUAGGAGUUACCAUAGUAACUACUCAUGAGCCAUUUGUUAGGACCAUUUUAGCCUUUGUAACUAACCAUGUAUAUAAGAAAUAUAUCUGCUUGGUUAGGGGACACCCCCUUUGCCUCGACUGAGGGAAGUGGACGAAAUUGACGAUGUUUCCAUUGUAAUGCAACGUACCCAUGCAAAUAAUGUUCUGUACAGCCACCUUGUGCUUCUAAAGCACCAAAGACCAGCCAACAAAAAAAACUCUGUUCCAUCUUCUAGUUUCAAUGUUUGUUUUUUUGUCACGCUAGUUUGGAGUGUUUUAGGGGCUGUUUUGUGAGCUUCAAGCUCACGGAAGAGAUAUUGAACUUUUCUACAGACUGUAGGGCUGUUUCAAACGUUCGGUAAGCUUUUGCCUUGCAUUACAAGCUGAGGCUCUCUCAAGACAAGUAAGCCCAUCCAGCCUGGUCAGUGCCACCAUGCUGCUGCUUGACGUUAGAGGGCCAAAGACGUGUUUGUUGAUGGGCGURGGAUCUCACUCCCAAGGAUUAUCGGCCAAUCAGGACCCGUCUGUUUUUAACAGCUUUUUGAGAUYCUACUUUUUUUUAAAMAUGAUAACGAAACCCCAAAAGGUCAAAGUGAAUCGUCUAAUGUCUAACUGGAAUAACGUGAAGUGCUUUGCUCACUGAYGAAAGGAUCCGCUCAGAACGAGGGCUGUUCAGAAUGAACUAAUUUAUUAAGUUUUAGUGAUUGAAUGGAAUAAUGAAUAACUGUAAAUGUCUGUAAGGGUGUCACCCAUGUCAGGUCUGAGGAUGUGUAGUUGUACGUGACUUAUUUUCUUCUGUACUAAUUUUAACCUUGAAGCAUGUCUAGAGAUAGACUAGGAUGGMUUCCUACUUUCGGGCUCUUUAUCAAAGGAAACUCAUAAUGUCCACAAUGCGUAACAUAAUAUCAACACAAUGUGUAACGUGCUCAACGGUUCACCAAGCUGUAGAGGUUCCAGUCCUGAAUWGGUCUUUGUUCCCUCUCACAGUCCUGUCGUGUUCAAUGUUAGUUUUUCCUCAGCAGAGUUGGAACAGCGCUUUAGAAGUGUCUCACUGUGUUGUUUUAAACCAGAGACCGAUUUCUUCAGUUACCUUUCAGUUUCAUCAGCUGACCUCAACAUGGGGUCACUGCCACGACUGAAAUGUGUCUGCUAUGUAACCUGCUUUGCUCUACUUAUGUCAACCUUCACUUCUACUUCUCAUUUAGAUAUGAGGGCUAUUUCUGUCUUGUUUGUCUGUGUCARCAACCAUAUCCUGAUUUCUCCAUUUCUCAUCUAGCCUCCCUUCCUAUAAGACAACGAUAAUGUUGCAUAUCUUUAUUUCCCUUGAAAUUCAUAAUGUUUAAAGAAAGAACUUUGAAUUAAUAUAAAAUAGCGCCUUUACAAUUUUUCAAACCAUUAAACUUGAAUUAUGAGAAUUAAAA